AUGGCUCCAUAUCAAUAUGGUGCUAACGGAGACUUCCUUUUAGGUCUCAACGCUGUACGCGAAAGAUGCUAUAAAGUCCAAGAAGCCGCCAAUAAGAACAGAUUACACCAUUUUGACGUUGAUCCCUCUAAACUAGACGAUAUGGUCCAAUUCGUGACUCUCAUCAUCAAACGUGAUUACGACACCCCUUCAGAUAUACCCGUCUAUGGUCGAUGGCGUCACUUUGAUAUCGGCAACAAGUUACGUCUCAACAUCCUCAUGAAAACGUGGUCUUCCCAGGGUAUUACCUCACUCGAACAAACAAAAAGACUCAUUGAUAUUCUUGUCGUCGCCUGUCUUAUGGACAUGAAACCCUGCCAGAAUUACGUCUACAGAGAGCAAUCCACCGGAAGACUCUUGAAAAGAAAAGACGGCAUUGCCGUUGCUCUUCUCGACAUGUUUGUCGCAGGUGCUUUUUCUACUGAUCCAUCUCAGCCUUAUCGAGUAGACUCUGAGGCAUUGAUGGAUUUGUCCCUGGAAACACUGAAAAACGGCCUUCAGUUUAACGAGCAGAAUACGUUUGUCGGUAUAGAAGAACGUCACGAAUUAUUAAAUCACCUUGGUUACGCGCUAAAGACACGACAAGACUAUUUCGGCAGAGAGACACACCGACCGGGCAACAUGAUGGACUACCUUUUGAGCCACCCAAGCACGAUAAAGACGAAAAAGGGCCCACUUAUCAGCAUUGAAACGAUCUGGCCAGUAGUACAAGAAAUGGGAGAAAUUUGGUCGGCAGAAGAAGGCAUUGGUGGUACAGCAGGACUUGGCGAUGUCUGGCCUUGUAAAGCAAUUUUGGGUGACGAUAAUAUGGUACCGUUCCAUAAGCUAUCACAAUGGCUAAUUUACUCUAUUAUUGAGCCCAUGGAAAAGUUAUUGGGAGCGACUAUUGAAGGUUCUGAUCUAUUAACGCCACUGCCUGAUUACUGCAACGGCGGAUUCUUGAUUGAUACGGGUUUUCUGACGUUGAAACAAGCAGAUAUGGAUCGUGGUAUCAAAAACUAUCAUGCAAACUCUUUAUUACCGUACCAGCCUAAAGUGGAAGUGGCCCCGAUGUUUGAUAUAUCGGACCCCGUCAUCACUGAAUGGCGUGCUUUAACUGUUGCUUAUUUGGAUCUUGUGGCUGAACGUGUUCGCCAAUCCUUCCGUCUUAGCAAAAAACUACUCUCGCUCUCUCAACUCAUUCAAGGUGGUUCCUGGAGUGCUGGUAGAGAAUUAGCAGAGAUCUCAAGACCUAAUACUCAUGAACCUCCUAUUGUUAUCAAAAAUGACAAACGUGUCAUUUACUAA
Molecule: messenger RNA, 1326 nt
Organism: Mucor mucedo
Lineage: Eukaryota; Fungi; Mucoromycota; Mucoromycetes; Mucorales; Mucoraceae
Exons: 3
Coding region: 1-1326 (441 amino acids)
Source: RefSeq, a predicted model, not a curated record